CGCCGCCGCCGGGAUCGUCAGGCCGGAGCCGGGGCCGAGCGGGCGGCUGGGGGCUCGGCGCGGAGGCUCGCGGCGCCCGGGCCGGCGGGGUCCGGCCGGGCCGGCAGCGGCCGCAGCGGCGGGAAGCGGGAGCGGCGCAGACAAAGAGCGGCGUCUGGCGGGCGCGGCCGCCACCCCGGCCCCGCCGCUGCCCUCCGGCCUCCGGGCGGCGAGCGCGAGUGAAUUAAAGAGUUGGAAAGGCGGGUCAGCACUUCCCGCCCAGCACAGCAGUGCCCACGGGCUCCGGGGAAGGAGCCACAUGAUCAGAUAGUGACAGCAUCGCCGUGACAGCCCGCUCCGCCGGCCCCUGAGGACCUGUGACAGGGUUUCCUGUUCCUUUACUACGAGAGAGUUCCCAGACCAGAGCGCCGAGGAAGGCUGGCUGGGUCUGAGAGUCUGUCCCUGCGGGUGUGACUGCUGGAGGCGCCGCCCGGUUCUGAGCGGCCGGUCAUCUCGUAGCUGAGCGCCAGGGGGGGACUCCAUGAAAAUGACAGAGGAGGUCAUCGUGAUAGCCAAGUGGGACUACACGGCCCAGCAGGACCAGGAGCUGGACAUCAAGAAGAACGAGCGCCUGUGGCUGCUGGACGACUCCAAGACGUGGUGGCGCGUGCGCAACGCUGCCAACCGGACGGGCUACGUGCCGUCCAACUACGUGGAGCGGAAGAACAGCCUGAAGAAGGGCUCGCUGGUCAAGAACCUGAAGGACACGCUGGGCCUGGGCAAGACGAAGAGGAAGACGAGCGCGAGGGACGCGUCCCCGACGCCCAGCACGGACGCCGAGUACCCUGCCAACGGGGGCGCCGACCGCAUCUAUGACCUCAACAUCCCCGCCUUCGUCAAGUUCGCCUACGUGGCCGAGAGGGAGGACGAGCUGUCCCUGGUGAAGGGGUCGCGGGUCACCGUCAUGGAGAAGUGCAGCGACGGCUGGUGGCGGGGCAGCUACAACGGGCAGAUCGGCUGGUUCCCCUCCAACUAUGUCCUGGAGGAGGCGGACGAGGCGGCCGCGGAGUCGCCCAGCUUUCCGAGCCUGCGGCGGGGCGCGCCCCUGAGCAACGGCCAGGGGGCGCGGGUCCUGCACGUGGUCCAGACGCUGUACCCCUUCAGCUCGGUCACCGAGGAGGAGCUCAACUUCGAGAAGGGAGAGACCAUGGAGGUGAUCGAGAAGCCGGAGAACGACCCCGAGUGGUGGAAGUGCAGAAACGCCCGGGGGCAGGUCGGCCUUGUCCCCAAAAACUACGUGGUGGUCCUCAGCGACGGGCCGGUCCUGCCCCCCUCGCACGUCCCGCAGAUCAGCUACCCGGGGCCGGCGGGCAGCGGGCGCUUCGCGGGCAGGGAGUGGUACUACGGGAACGUGACCCGCCACCAGGCCGAGUGCGCCCUCAACGAGCGCGGCCGCGAGGGCGACUUCCUCAUCAGGGACAGCGAGUCCUCGCCCAGCGACUUCUCCGUGUCCCUCAAAGCGUCAGGGAAGAACAAGCACUUCAAGGUGCAGCUCGUGGACAGCGUGUACUGCAUCGGGCAGCGGCGGUUCCACACCAUGGACGAGCUGGUGGAGCACUACAAAAAGGCCCCCAUCUUCACCAGCGAGCGCGGGGAGAAGCUCUACCUCGUGCGGGCCCUGCAGUGACGCCGGCCUCGCUCCAGCCUCGGCGCCGCACUCGCUCCCCAGGCUGCUGGGUGGCCCCUCUGCACCGCCACUCUGUCCGGGGCCGCCUCUGCCUGGCCGGUCUCUCUGUCCAGGCCGUUGUCUCCUCCUGCUCCU
Molecule: messenger RNA, 1801 nt
Organism: Pipistrellus kuhlii (Kuhl's pipistrelle)
Lineage: Eukaryota; Metazoa; Chordata; Mammalia; Chiroptera; Vespertilionidae
Gene: NCK2
Product: NCK adaptor protein 2
Exons: 6
Coding region: 521-1666 (381 amino acids)
Biological process (GO): negative regulation of endoplasmic reticulum stress-induced eIF2 alpha phosphorylation; negative regulation of PERK-mediated unfolded protein response; positive regulation of endoplasmic reticulum stress-induced intrinsic apoptotic signaling pathway
Molecular function (GO): protein binding
Source: RefSeq, a predicted model, not a curated record